GGACGUUACUUUAGUCAGAGUAUACGGUCGCAAAGCAAGUACAUCAAUCCCUUGUCAAAAAAAUUUGUAGGUUUCCAAUAUUUUGUUAUCUGAAAUCGUGGUACUUCGCAUCAUAUACCUGUAAAAGUGAUUGUAUGCCUCGCUGUACGGUAGCAGUUUAAUUUAGAACCUAACAUGAUUAAAUUAUUUUCAUUGAAACAAGCUAAAAAAGAUGGCGAAUCUCCCAAGGCUGGAACCCAGAAAAAGGCCUCUGCAGCGCAGUUAAGGAUUACGAAAGACAUUAAUGAGCUUAACCUGCCCAAAACAUGCGGCACAGAAUUUCCAGAUCCAGAUGACCUAUUGACUUUUAAACUAAUUAUUUGUCCAGAUGAGGGAUUCUACAGGGGCGGAAGAUUUGUAUUUAGUUUUAAAGUUGGGCCAAAUUACCCACAUGAACCACCCAAAGUAAAGUGCGAAACGCAAGUUUAUCACCCAAACAUAGACUUGGAAGGUAACGUCUGCUUGAAUAUUCUUAGAGAAGAUUGGAAACCUGUACUUACAAUAAACUCGAUUGUUUAUGGACUUCAGUACCUAUUUUUGGAGCCGAACCCUGAAGAUCCUUUGAACAAAGAUGCGGCUGAGGUUUUACAAAAUAAUCGAAGGGUUUUUGAACAAAACGUAGUAAAAGCAAUGCGGGGUGGAUACGUAGGGUCAUUCUAUUUUGAGCGGUGUCUCAAGUGAUACAGCGCCUCAAAACCAGCGCUGUAUACAAUCCUGCAAAGACUCACAAUUAGAGGGGAAAUACCGAGAGACUGGAGAAACGGAGGGCUACACGGUGCACUAACAGUUACCUGUAUCUCCGCUUUAUACAUAUUCACGUUCUUCACGUCUUGCCAAGCCUCCAAACAUUUAAUCCAUCAAGUAUUUUAUGCUUUUGGCUAAAUAAAACUUACUAAAAUUAUUACAUUGCAUAGUUCACUAAAUAUAGAAGAAACCAAAAAUUUCCUUUAUAGUGGUUUUAUCUUUCAUUGAGGAAGAAACAAACAACUUCAGAACUUUUGAGCGGGUAGAUGCAAUAUGGUGUAAACUACCGAUCUUAGACCGUGUAUUGUUCUUGAUACAUUGUGGAAAAAAAGCCCUCAAGAGGAACGCUGCCUAUUUUAACAAAUAUGAGACAAGAACAUAGAGCGUUGACUGUAAUUAAAAAAAAUUAGGUGCAAGAUCGUGCUAUAAGUACCCUCAAUAAUCACAGAAUCGGUGAAAGAUGAAUGAAAUAUCAAUGAAUGCAAAUGUGAAAUAUUUCAUAGACAGAAUUCGGUGUAAGAUUUUUCUCGACGUGUAGUAUUUUUGUUCUGUGUCGUAUUCAAUUUCCUUACCACCAACAUUCAUUUAUCAAUGUAAAAAAGGAUCGUUUCCAAUAAUCUCCAUCUAAAUCGCAAAUUAUUCUCCCACUUGAAUCUGUCCAAUAAUUUUUUUAAAUCAAAUUAUGCUGGAAAAAUAAUCCUCUGUUCUAUUUUCCAUAUCCAUUUUGUCUUUAUUUGGAACCUGGUCAUACUCAUGCAUCUUAAAAAAGUUAUUCGCCUGAUUGUGAGCUGUUUCAAAAUCUUACAGUAAUGUCCACUAUCGGGUUUGUUGGAGUUUGAAACAAUGUUAUUUCCAAACUGUACCUUUAAUAUCAUGUACUUGAAGACUAAGCAACACAUUUAGUUACACAGAGCUCCAUUUUAAAAAGCUGAUGUUGGCUGGUUGACUGUGAUGGGAGUAUAUUGAUAGAUAUUUAAAAAUUCAUUCGCUACUUGAAAUAAUGUAACGUGUUAUGGAGCAAAGGCUAGCUGAGCUACUGAAGGAUAUUUAUCCAUUUCUAUGUACCCCUCGUGAAUUUAUUACGCUAAGGGAAUUCUAUGAUGAAUUUAAUAGAGUGGUUUGGUAACUACACGCGUUAAUUGAGUUGCGUUUGUUUGAAGAAAAAAAUUAAUAGUAAGUAAAAAUAAAAAAUGAAUUGACGAUUAUACAUCUUCCGAAUCUAGGUAGAAAUGUGCGCUAAUCAUGUUCCCGCACUUUGAGAAACACAAAAGUUUAGCCGUUUUUUCCUCCCUAGAUGCAGGUGAAAUUUUUUUUACUUAUCUACUAACAAAUUUAAUCUCUGCCUUCAUACAAAAGAUAUAUAUAACACAAAAAAGUUGACGAUGUAAACUAUUGUAUAAGUAAUAAAUUGGAUUAAACUAUGUUUGGAAAUGGUGAAAA
Messenger RNA from Athalia rosae (coleseed sawfly), 2223 nucleotides. It is a transcript of the gene UbcE2M, whose product is annotated as NEDD8-conjugating enzyme Ubc12. Lineage: Eukaryota; Metazoa; Arthropoda; Insecta; Hymenoptera; Athaliidae. The record is from RefSeq and is a predicted model, not a curated record. The transcript is spliced from 4 exons. Bases 175 to 720 code for a protein of 181 amino acids.